CCAGGGCCGGAGCUAACAAGCCGAUAAAAAAAGAAAAAAGGCACGCUAGCAGAACCUCCUAGAAGUUCCCUCCGAACCUCCUAGGUUUCCCCAACGGAACCUCCCACAACCUUCUUUCCCUUUCCAGAACCUUCACAUUCGCCCCUUCCCCACUCCUAUAUAACCUCCCCAAUAACCUCUCCUACCCAUCAAAAAACAAAAUCCACUCGACGCACCAAUCCAAAUUAAACAAAAACCGUUACCUACUACUACUACUACUUCGCAUCAUCCCAUUAGACAUGGAUUUCAGGCUAAUGGGUCUGGACACCCCGAUCCUCCACGCGCUCCUCGACGCUGCCAACACAGCCUCGGCGGAUGACAAGUCUGCCGCUAACGUGCCUUCCCGGACCUACGUCAGGGAUGCCAAGGCGAUGGCGGCGACCCCCGCGGACGUGAAGGAGUACCCGAACUCGUACGUCUUCAUCGUGGACAUGCCCGGGUUGAAGUCCGGGGACAUCAAGGUCCAAGUCGAGGACGACAACAUGCUGCUUGUAAGCGGAGAGAGGAAGAGGGAGGAGGAGGAGAAGGACGGGGCCAAGUAUGUGAGGAUGGAGAGGAGGGUCGGGAAGUUCAUGAGGAAGUUUGUUCUGCCGGAGAAUGCUAACACGGACGAGGUGUCGGCUGUUUGUCAGGAUGGGGUGCUCACUGUGACGGUUCAGAAGUUGCCGCCUCCGGAGCCGAAGAAGCCCAAGACUGUUGAGGUUAAGAUCGGUUGAGGCUUGGGAGAGAGAGAGAGAGAGAGAGAGAGAGAGAGAUGUAUCUUGAAUGAUGGGUAUGAAUAAAUCAAGAGGGUCUGUUUUUGUUUUCGUUCUGUGUUUCAGUUUCUCCCCCCCGUGUUUAAAGCCAGGUUGUAAUGGCAUUGUACGCAUAUUUUGCCUAGAUCGGUCUCUAUCCACUAUAUCUUUGUUUUUAA
Molecule: messenger RNA, 952 nt
Organism: Rhododendron vialii
Lineage: Eukaryota; Viridiplantae; Streptophyta; Magnoliopsida; Ericales; Ericaceae
Product: 17.3 kDa class II heat shock protein-like
Exons: 1
Coding region: 279-755 (158 amino acids)
Biological process (GO): response to salt stress; response to hydrogen peroxide; protein folding
Source: RefSeq, a predicted model, not a curated record